AUGGUUGGUACUGAAUUCCGUCUAUACACUAAGCACAUUGAUAUCGCGCUGACAGAGACGCGAACCAGCUUAAAACGCGACAUCUACUGGGAAAACCCCUCCGAUCACGUGAUGACGGGUAUUUCCAUGUUUGCAAACUUCGUGUUUAUGUUGAAGUCUUCAUCCAUGCAUGGUAGCAUGACUUCCGUUAUUCCAUCGGCGUUGAGUUAUUGCUGCAAACGGUAUAUUCAUGGAUCAGCGAAAUAUUCAAAAGGAAAAAAGAUAAGCUCCCAACUAUGGUUGAUGAGGCAACAAAAGGACCCGUACGUCGAGAAAGCUGCAGCAGAUAAUUAUCUGUGUCGCAGCGCCUACAAGCUGCUGGAGAUAGAUGACAGACACAAGCUGCUUCACCCGGGAGGCGUGGUCAUCGACUGUGGUGCAGCGCCUGGUUCCUGGACGCAGGUCGCACUGGAGAGAGUCAAGGAGCAUGGACAAGUAGUCAGUAUAGACCUGCAGCCAAUGACUGCCAUACAUAAGGCUGUCAUCUUGAGUGAAAGAGACUUCACUGCACCAGAAACUCAGGAUGAAGUAAAGCAGCAUUUAUCAGGCAGGCUGGCCGACCUUGUUAUGAGUGACAUGGCUCCCCAGGCAAGCGGAGUGAAGUCCCUUGAUCAUGACAGGAUCAUCAGCCUGUGUGUGGAGACAGUAAAGUUCAGCUGUGUCGUGCUGAGGGAGGGGGGCGCUGUGCUGUGUAAACUGUGGCAGGGGGCUGAGCAGCCUAGGUUGGAGCAUAUCAUGAAACAGUUAUUCACAACAGUGAGGGUGGUUAAACCAGAUGCCAGUCGACCUGAUUCAGCAGAGAUAUUUCUCCUUGGAAAAAACUUUACUGGGAAAAGACCACCUCAAAAGAGCUGACAAAAUGCUGUUUUGUAAUAAGCUGACCAAUAAAAGGUUAGCUUUGAGCUGAUGUAGAUUGGUA
This is a messenger RNA of Haliotis rubra (blacklip abalone), 958 nucleotides long. RefSeq names its product ribosomal RNA large subunit methyltransferase E-like. The coding region runs from base 1 to 894 and encodes 297 amino acids. Gene Ontology annotation, biological process: RNA methylation. Lineage: Eukaryota; Metazoa; Mollusca; Gastropoda; Lepetellida; Haliotidae. Gene Ontology annotation, molecular function: rRNA (uridine-2'-O-ribose)-methyltransferase activity. The transcript is spliced from 2 exons. Gene Ontology annotation, cellular component: mitochondrion. The record is from RefSeq and is a predicted model, not a curated record.